Messenger RNA from Lampris incognitus (smalleye Pacific opah), 1102 nucleotides. It is a transcript of the gene dusp22b, whose product is annotated as dual specificity phosphatase 22b. Bases 307 to 882 code for a protein of 191 amino acids. The transcript is spliced from 8 exons. NCBI's taxonomy places the organism in Eukaryota, Metazoa, Chordata, Actinopteri, Lampriformes, Lampridae. Gene Ontology annotation, cellular component: cytosol. Gene Ontology annotation, molecular function: protein tyrosine/serine/threonine phosphatase activity. The record is from RefSeq and is a predicted model, not a curated record. Gene Ontology annotation, biological process: positive regulation of JNK cascade; protein dephosphorylation; transforming growth factor beta receptor signaling pathway.
GGUCUCAGUCACAUUUGAGUAAAAUAAUCCUAUUUCUAUAAAUGUCAUAGGAUCUUUUUGUUUUUAAAGAUAUUUUAUUUUCACGGACCCCUUGCAAUUACACCACGGACCACUAGGGGUCCGCGGACCCCCCGGUUGAGAAACACUGCACUAGGAGACCCGUGGGUGGAGAGGGGGGGGGGGAAUCCCCCGGCUGAGGCGGCGGACUCACUCGUUACGGGACGGGCCCGUGUAGACCGUCUUCAGCACCACCUGGCCCAGAGUCUUGUGGUAGCACAGCCUUCGCUGCAGAAGUCAUCGCCGACCAUGGGUAACGGCAUCAACAAGGUCCUGCCCGACUUGUAUUUGGGGAAUUUCAAAGAUGCAAGAGACCGAGAGCAGCUGGCAAGAAACAACAUCACGCACAUUCUGUCCAUCCACGAUAGUGCGGCGCCUAUCCUGCAGGAGAUGACCUAUCUAUGCAUUUCAGCAGCCGACCUGCCCACACAAAAUCUGACUCAGUACUUCAAACAAAGCAUAAUGUUCAUGCACGAGUCGCGCCUAAAAGGAGAGGGCUGCCUGGUUCACUGUCUGGCAGGCGUGUCCCGUAGUGUCACCUUGGUGGUGGCCUACAUCAUGACAGUGACUGGACUGGGCUGGCAGGAGGCACUGGCUGCAGUGAGGGUGGCACGGCCCUGCGCCGGCCCCAACGUGGGCUUCCAGCGCCAACUCCAGGAGUUUGAGGCUACUCAAGCUGAACAGGUUCGAGAGUGGCUGCAGAAGGAAUACAAAGACAACCCCUUCAACGAUGAGGUCGACAUCCGCAUCUUGCUCACCGGGGGCGCCAAAGUCGAUAGCGGGGAGAAUGAGGUACAGGCAUCACCCCCACAUGGAGGCACCUGAGGAUCCUCCAUGUCAUGGCCUGGAGGUCUGCACUACCAGAUGAUUCUAUCCUUGACCUAUUUUGGAGGUCUUUGUCUACUCUGCUUCGGACCAGAUGUCUGUUGUAACGCGUCUCCACAGGAAAGACUGCCCCCCCCCCUAAUUUAUGACCGUCAUGUACAGUGUUGUUUUGUUGGGUUUUUAUAUCAUUUAUAUUAUUAUGUCAUAUGUUCAGUAAUAA